CUUGUCGAGCGAGCAAAUCCGCGCGAUCCCGCACUGGCUGAGGGAUCGGUUGCACCUCAUUUCGAUAGCAUUCUCUGUGAUCGGGACGCGGUCGAAGGUGAAAAAGUUGUGAUGAUGGUCAGUAUACAAAGUGCUCCACUGCCAGAUGUUCGCUUUUACUGCGAUGGAAAACUAAUUUGUGACGAUGUAAAGCAUGAGAUCCGUCACGAAUUGGAAUCGAACACGCACUGGCUCAUCUUAAAGAACGCUGAGAAGACCGAGCAAGCGGAAUACGCUUGUCAGGCCGUGAAUGCUGCUGGAGAGGCUUGGUGUUACUCAUAUUUGACUGUUCGGGCUCUAGAUAAGGGUCUUACCGAUGUUAUGGCAGAGGCGCAGGCUAAGCUCGAAGCUGAGUUGGAAGAGAAGAGUCCUGUGGCAGCAACGCUGGCGUCAGAAAUGCAACUUUCACGAGGAGAAACUGAGAAUGGUUACGAUGGGAGAGGAACGAGCGCGCUCCUCCAGAAAACCGAACUAGAAGGUAUUGAGGCGAAAUCGACAUCAGCGACAAGGAAACAAAAGAAACAGAAGAAAGGUGACCCAGCUAUGGAAGGAAGACAUGCGAAGGAACCAGGGGGGUUCUUGGGGGCUUCCGAAAGAUUCGAUUUGGAACUGUACGAAGAAAUCCGCAGCCAAGGCGAAAUUGAUCGGGCUGACGCAAAAGAAGUGCUAGCUGAGACCUUGUGGGAGGCUCCAGACAGGACAUCUGUCAUGCAACCCCACACGAAACAAAAGGAAAAGAAGCAUUCGGCUACAAAUGAAUUUGAGAAAGCACAUCCUGGAGCAGAAACUGAGGAAGUGAAGAAAGCCGAGCUCAGCGACACUAAAUCGUGUGCGGGUUUCAGUGGUGAUAGUGCUCCCGUUGCUACUGCAAUGGAGAACAAGGUUGAUCAUAUGAGAGGAGGAAAGGGAGGUGUAGUGGGAAACGCAUCAAAUCAAAAAGACGAGAGAGAAAACAAUGUUGAGAAAUUGGGAAAGUGGGAGACAUCGAAGUAUGUCGUAAGUCCAACCCGACGUGAGUCAUCGCCUGAUGCAGCUGGCAGGAAGAAGAAAAGCAUUCCGAAGGCAUUGCUGAUUCCAGCUCAGAUAAGCUCCCGAUUCGGCGAUCCAAGCGUUCUUCAUUCGGAAGCAAUUAUGACGACAAGCAUAAGGGCUAGGGAGAAUUCUGCAGAAGCCUCUUCUCCAAUCAAACAGCCGCGGUCGGCAAUCAUUUCAAUGAAGGUGAGCAGCGCUGGACGGACGCGUUCCGCUAGUGGAACUUCUGAUGGAGAAUUCUCGUUCAAUGUCCAGUCAAGCAUUCAAGAAAAACCCGAAACAGAAGCUUACGCAACGUUGAAUCUCCAUAGGGACAAAACCAGUCUCCCUCCUGAGCAUGCCAAGAAGGUCGUGAAGAAGCAAGCCGGAGGUGAGCCAAAUGUGGCUCCCGCGCCAUCUCACGAAAUAAGUAUCGCACCUGAAGAACCAGAACGGGUUAAAGAAAAAGGAACCCUCGAUUUUCAACCUGGUAAAGUUUCUAUGGCGGCUCACGAGAAUGAUCGACCGGAGAUUGAGCUAACGUUUUGUGAUGGCCUCAAGGCGACCGCUGCAUCUCGAGUUGGAUAUCAAUCGCUCUCAGUAGAAUCACUGAAGAACGAUACCACAGAAGAGAGGAAACGACUGAGAGGCUCUUCCAAAGUCGAUCGGGAGAAAGGCGAAGAAUAUAUAAUGAAAGGAAAGCAAGAAAAAAUGAAAAUUGCGAAUGAUCAGGGAGGAACUGUGGCAGGGGAUUUUCCUGAAGAAAGCGUAAAUAAAGCAGAACUUGAAGUCGUCGACAUUAGUCUGAGAAAGCCUGAAAUAGCAAUAGAAACCAAGAACGAAUCACUUUCAAGAUCUCAAAAAGAUGCGAACGGAUUGGCGAGGACGGCGAACGAGAACCAAAUGGUUGUAUCAGAAGCGAAACUUGAAACCGAACUGUCAAAGACAUCUGAAAAAAGUUUCGUAGAGGGAACCGCAAACGACAUUACCUCUGCUGAGAAUACGAAAACCCUCCAGUUGAGGAAGAAAGUAAAGCGUAAGGCUGAAGUGGGCAGGCAAGGCCAGAAAGAAACGGCAAGUGACCUGGAGAAUGAUGGAAAUUUUGUGACUGGAGCAGAGAUAAAGGAAGAAUCCUGCCAGCCUACACAGUCAAUAGGAGGAGAUAGAGAUGGACUUUGCAGUGCGAUCGAAACUACAGAGCGGAAGGAAACGUGUGUCAAACGUGUAAAGGGUGAGAAGAAGGCCAUGGAGCAUGGAAUAUCGGAAGGUGAAGAAAUUUCAAAAAAUGAAGCGGCAGGGCGUGAAGAUGUUGGCGAAUGCAGGGAAAAAUCGGAAAUUUUGGAGGAGAUUAGGGGUGAGGCACGAUUAGUGGCCCCAGAUCGUAAAAAAGUGACCAUGAGAAAGUUGAGGGAUAAAGAUAAAAAGAAGAUGGCUACAAAAGCUAGUCUGGCAGAACCAAUUGGAAAGGAAGGAAAAGCAGUCGAGUUCUACUGUGAUCCGGAAAGGAUGGGAACUAUUGGAAGGGCAGAUCAAGCGGAAGCUAACGAAGUAGGAUCAAUUAGAGAAGAGACUGAGCGUCAUCCAGACGAAGGCUUUGAACGUGAAGAGCCCACCGAGCACCGCAGAGAUGAGAAAACUGCUGAAUUCGUUGGGAGGAGCGAGAAGCGAGAAGACAGGACUGGGAAAAAAAGAAACUUGGACAAGCUACAGGAAUGUGCCGCUGCUGAGAAUGGAAAGAUGAUCUUGGAAGAACCUUGCGUACUCUCUCAUAAGCACAACGACCAACUGGAGUCAAAUGAUGGUUCGGCCGAUGUGAACUCCUCCCUGAAGAAAGGAACAAUCGUUCGCAAGGUUUCUGAAGGAAAGAAAGGGGCGGCACAUUUCGAAAAUGAUCAAGAAUCAGAUUUCAGCAAGACUGCUGUCAAUUCGGAAGACAAAAAAACGUCCGAGAUUAAAUCGAGUGAGGUACUGUCAUCGUUCAUUGGCGAGCAUGAAGACUCACAGAGGAAAGAAAGCGGCGAUAACCUCGGCAACCAAAAGGAAGGAAAACGUCAAAAGAUUGUGAAGCGACUAGAAAAGAAAACCCGCAAAGAGGCAAGCAAUGAAGAGCGGGCUCCCGAUGACAUGGAUUUGGAAGUAGCCAUCAAUUCGUAUCCCAUGAACCAAGAAGUAAAGAUAUCAAGGCCUCUUGAAGAAGCAGACCAGACCACCGAUGUUCUUUCAACGAAACGGUCGACUAAAGAAGGUGUUAUUGAUGAAGAAGAUGCAGCACAUACGAGCACAACCAGAAAACGAGUGGAACCGAACGCAGAUGAGGCAAAUCUUAUCCCAGCUUUUGAUACGGUCGCAGUCUUGGAUGCCAACAUGAAGGGAAUAAUUGCUAAGAUCACAAAACCUUUGGAGUGCAGAACCGUCGGCAAAGAAGGAGAACCCAUAACCUUCAAAAUCGAACUAGAACGCCCUGCACAUGACAUCAAAUGGACCAAGAAUGGGGAAGCUAUUGCAGUCUCUGAAAAAUAUGAUAUAGUGUCGGAUGGCACGUCCUGUUCGCUCACGAUCAAGAACGCUGAUUGCGAUGAUGCAGGGCAGUACGUUGUCGCAGCUGACAAGUCCGAAUCUUUUACGGACCUCCACAUUCUCGGAAAACCGAGAAUCAAGCCCAGCAAGAACAACUUGCUCGAGGUUGAGAAGGAUGAGAGCAUUAUGUUAACUGUAGGCUUUGACUGCCAAGACGAUGUGGCCGUCUCUUGGUUUUUCAAUGGCGUUCCCGUGAGCGAGGACAUGAACGCUCAAGUUGGCGUGCAGGGAAAUUUGCUGAAGUUCUGCAAGCGCCAAGCGACAAAAGCCGACUCGGGAGAGUACACAGUGAAACUGUCGAACGAAUUCGGCGAAAGCACAGAGGUGUUCAUCGUCAAUGUCAAAGAUGCGCCUGGACCACCUGUGGGAAUCUCUGUCAAUGAAAUAAACCGCGACUCUAUUUCGAUCGCUUGGCAAAAGCCCUUGGAUGAUGGAGGCGUGCCGAUCACAGGAUACGUGAUCAAAAAGAAGGAAGCUGGGCGACGGACCUUCCAAAAAAUUGCAGAGAUAUCUGAUGAGAAAGUAUCUCACAUUGUGGAGGAUCUGGAAGUGGCGACUGACUACGUACUGAGUGUGGCCGCUGUCAACAAGUACGGAGUCGGUGAAGCGAUGGAAAUUCCGGUCGUGACCGCAGGCGAACCGUUUAGAGCUCCGCAAAUAACGGAACACCCCUUCAUUUCUGACAUCAGCAACGAUGGUUGCGUACUGAAAUGGAGUAGGCCCGAAGACGAUGGAGGAACGCCUAUCCAUGGCUACCAUGUCUACCUUAGAGAGAGCUCCGGAGAGUGGCAAAAGGUCAACAGCGAACUCGUGUUUGCCACUCGAUUCUCCGUGGGAGAUCUUCUCCAAGGUGUCGCUUACGAGUUCAAGGUGGAGGCUGUCAAUGAGGCAGGGCUCGUCUCGAACUCCAAUGUGGCUUCACAGCCACUUUUCAUCACACCAGUUUGCGAGAUUCCCACAACAGUCCUGUCCGUACCACGCAUCACCAUCACCAGUGCUGACUCUGUCACGGUAGAAUGGGAUGUUCCCAAAAACGUGACGCCUGCUGAAUUCACCGUCGCCUACAAAUCGGAGAGUUCUUCAGUUUGGAAUGAGGUGAACUGCAGCGCCAGCUUCUGUCGGAUCGCUGGUCUCAAAGAGGAUGUAUCGUAUGUGUUCAAGGUUGCCAUGCGGAACGAGAGCGGCGUUGGAACCUUCUCACAGCAAUCCGAACCGAUAAAAAUUAGAGCCAGCAAGGCUCCAACUGUGAUCAAGGCGAUACGCGAUGUUCUGGUGGCCAACAAAGAAACCCUUCGGCUAGAAUGCCAUUCCAGCGGAUACCCCACCCCUGAGUUCAUCUGGUACAAGGACGGCGUCGAAAUUACUCCUCAGAACGACAACGUCGAGAUUAUAAGCGAGGGGCACGUGGGUCUUCUCAUCAUUCACAGUGUGGGCAAUAGUGACAGUGGAUCCUACAGCUGUGAAGUGGUUAACCCUCACGGAUGGACGAAGUGCACGGCCUCCGUCAGCGUGACUGAUGUGCGAUGCCACUUCGAGUCGGCUUUCCCUGAGAAUGUCGAGAUUAUGGAGGCGCAGGAUUUGACGCUGUCCUGCACUUUGUCCGAUAAAGAUGGUGCAGUCACAUGGUUCAAGGAUGGUAAAGUCCUUGACGGGAACGACCGCGUUCUAAUCUCAAGUGAUGGCGCAAAGCGUACCCUGAAGAUAUUGUCGGCAAAGGAUACCGAUAAGGGCACAUAUCGCUGCGAAAGUUCCGAUGGAAGAAGCAGAACCGAGGGAGAAGUGGUGGUGAAAGGACAAGCGCCCCAAAUUACAAGUGGUCCCCAGGAUUUGAUCGUCGACAAGAUCGGAAUGGAUGCAAAAUUUUGCUGCAAGCUCUCCAGACCAGCUCAUCAAGUUUUAUGGUACAAGAAUGGAAAGGAGAUUUGGGCACAGGCUAACAAGUACAUUAUCACCACCUCAGGAAAUGCUUCCACCCUUGAAAUUCAGAAUAUCGACAAGAGCGAUAUUGGAGACUAUUCUGCAGCUUUGAACGAAAAAGAACACUCGGCAUCUGCCCACCUCAAGCUCGAGGUGCCCCCCCAAAUAAGUAUUUGGGAGAACUUAGACGGUGAUGUUGUGUUCAAGGUCCACGACGAACUUGCCUUCCACGUUGAAGUUGACGGCCAUCCGCACCCGACUGUCAGCAUCUUUCACAAGGAUUUACGAAUUCAGAACAGGGCAUCAGUCGACGAGUACGACAACGUCGUCAGUGUUCGCAUGAAGAACCUUAGCCGGGACGACUGUGGCACUGUGACAAUCACGGCAGAGAACGAAGUCGGAGCUGUGCACAGAGAAUUCAUCUUGGUCGUUCUCGAUGUACCUUCAGAACCGCUCGAUUUGAGCUCAGCAGAGACCACUGUGAAUUCCACGAUGCUCUCGUGGAACAAUCCUGAGAAAGCCAAUGGAGCUCCAAUCACCGGCUUUAUAAUAGAGCGCAAGGCCGUCGAUAGCAAUAGAUGGCGCCUUAUAGGCCGAACCAGCGCCGACACAACGCAGUUCGAAGCGACGAACCUGGUCAGUAGUCAAGUCUAUGAGUUCCGCGUUAUCGCUGUGAAUUCAGCGGGAGAGGGAUCACCAAGUUGCUCAAUCGAUGUUCUCACCAAAGACGACGAAGAAUCCAAACUAGGUUCUUCGGAGAACUCGCUUCUAUUCUUACUCGAAACCCCAGAAAUCCCCGAGGCAAGCUUGGAUGGAACAAAGGUUACAUUGUCUUGGAACGCUGUCCCCAACGCCAAUGUUUACCAGCUGGCACGACAGCGUGAUGAAGGCGAUUGGCUUGAAAUUGGUGAAAUGGAAGAAACGAAUUUUGUAGACUCUUCAUUGAGAGAGAACGGAUCGUACCGCUACAGAGUGGUUGCCAAGAGUUCCAGUGCUGAGUCUAAGCCUAGUGAUAGCAGCACCACUCUGCUGAUACGAGCACUUGCUGAACAGAUAAACGAUGAAGGAACAGUUGCAAAAGUUGGAAAAGCUAAAGGCAGAGCGGACCGCAGUGAAGCAGAAUUAUUAGAGAAACGUGAUGAAUCACCCAAGCCCAGUGUAAAGAAACCAUUGAACCCCGUGGAUGAUAUCGUGAACACCAAACAAAGACUGAAAAAGCGGAAACCUGUGGAAAACGAGCGACUGUCAGUACAGCAAGACGUUGAUGAUGCCCAUUCCCCUCCCACUGCAUUACAGCCUUCCCAGGCUAAGGAGACCUUCAAAAUUGAAUAUGCCGAGAUGGCUAAUCAGCAAGGAAACAUAGUAGGGCGUUUAGAAGGUUCUCAUAUCGACAACUCGGAUGAAAACCUGUCCAUCAGUCAAGAAGUGGUUUCAAAAACAGAUGUUGGAGCAGUUGCUUCCUCUGGUGCAACCGCCGCCGUACCAGCAGACAUCCAACGA
Ostertagia ostertagi is the source of this 7044-nucleotide messenger RNA. Lineage: Eukaryota; Metazoa; Nematoda; Chromadorea; Rhabditida; Trichostrongylidae. The record is from the annotation of a GenBank genome assembly.